GUAGACUCACCUCACUUACCAUCUCAUCGAAUACGCGAAACCAAAACCAUCAGCACCUCGAGAAUUUUUCCACUCUCCUCUUACAACAUCUCAACAACACAUGCCAUCACCCACCAACCCCCGCCUCUUCCUCCCCUCUUCCUCCUUCGUAACAAGCAGCGGCACAAUCCCCAUAUCCCUCCCCGACAAAAAAAAGUCCUCCGGAAACUUGUCUUUUGGUUUGGGGCAAGUGUUUCUGUGGAUGAGCCGUGUGAGAAUUGGACGAGGCAGGAGGGGGGAGGAGUUUGAAGCUGUUUGGAGGGAUCCUAGAGAUGCACUGCUGGCUUUUGACAUUACAAGACGACAGGAAAGUUGCAGCGAUUGUUUUACGUGAGGUGUUCAAGAAGGAGUUUGAAGUGUAAGAAGGGUUCGGAAACGAAAUGGAGCGAGUUGCGAAUCUCGCUUUUCAUGACCACCAUGCUGAGAGCUCGACCGUAUGAACUUUUCCUAGAAUAGUGUUUUUCGUUUCCGUCAAAAGGACUUCGGAGACUUUGAAACAUUUCGUCUCGUCCAAAGAGAGAUUGCGUGUCCAAAAUAGAUAAUCAGAGCCUGUGAUGGUGUACUGUUGCGUCAUGAACAUACGUCAUUUUCGCAACACUUCACUCGGCAACACUUUCACCUCUUGCUUUACAUCGACGUCAAGGAGCAUAUGAUGUUACGGAUGUCAU
Molecule: messenger RNA, 707 nt
Organism: Aureobasidium subglaciale EXF-2481
Lineage: Eukaryota; Fungi; Ascomycota; Dothideomycetes; Dothideales; Saccotheciaceae
Exons: 1
Coding region: 101-373 (90 amino acids)
Source: RefSeq, a predicted model, not a curated record